Messenger RNA from Fusarium proliferatum ET1, 1053 nucleotides. RefSeq lists its product as uncharacterized. The record is from RefSeq and is a predicted model, not a curated record. NCBI's taxonomy places the organism in Eukaryota, Fungi, Ascomycota, Sordariomycetes, Hypocreales, Nectriaceae. Bases 1 to 1053 code for a protein of 350 amino acids. Gene Ontology annotation, biological process: mitotic DNA damage checkpoint signaling; protein phosphorylation. Gene Ontology annotation, cellular component: nucleus. Gene Ontology annotation, molecular function: ATP binding; protein serine/threonine kinase activity. The transcript is spliced from 2 exons.
AUGCUUUUCUCAAGUCGCUUCACCUUUGCCCUCGGGGCUUUACUCUCUUUUAUCGCCAACGCCAGCGCCGCUUCUGGCGAAGGCAGUUUCCCUGAUUUCAUCUCGAAUUGGGCCCUCUUCCGAAGAUGGGAGGACAUCACAGGUUCCAUCCCCGUCUUUGACGUUCCCGGCAUGGAUGACCUAAUUGUCGGCGACUGGGUCAACUCUGAGAAGAAGCUGACCUGGGAGUGCUACACGCUCACCAAGGACAGCCUCGUCGCCAAUAGCUUGACUGUCAUCAUCGACAAAGCUACUCUGACUUGGACCGAUUCUGAGAACCAGCCGCAGCAGCAGACAGUUGUUAGUAAGCGCAGUGGUAUCAAGUCUGGCGAUGGCAACGCUAUCAUGUACGGCGCUCGUCUUCAGAAGGCCCUUGACCAUCCUAACAUUCUUCCCAUUAAUCACAUUGUUUACGGCAAGGGUGGUGUGAAAGACUAUGGUUUCGCCAUCAUGCCUUAUGUUCAGGAGGGCUCUGUGGCUGAUAACCUCGGCAGCCUGACUGAUGUGAAUGGCGCUUUCAAACAGAUGCUCGCUGCCGUUGCUGCUGUCUCGGCCGCGGGCAUUAUUCACCGUGAUCUCAAGCCCGAGAACUUUCUCAAGGAUGGAGAUACCAUUAAGCUCAUGGACUUUGACCAGUCGCGAGACAUUGGAACUACUGUUCAGAUGGAUGUCGGCACCCCUUCAUACACCGCGCCAGAAAUCAUCAUUGGUAGAGACUACACCACCAAGGCUGACACUUUCUCUCUGGCCAUGAGCUUCCUUGUCAUGUCUGUUCCUGACCUGCGAAACUCUGAUGACCGAUUCCAGCUGUGGAAAGAUCUCAUUGAGCCUCCUAACACUAGCUACGAGCGCGUCACGGCUGGCAAGACUGAGGAGAUCCUCCGGGGGAGAAACUAUGGUGUUUUCAACGGCAAUGAUGGUCUGCUCAAGGUCAUUGCCAAGGCUAUGUGCAGUGAGAGCGAAGGACGCUACACUCCUGCUGAGUUUGAGACUGCUUUUAACGGAGCUACAUAA